Gasterosteus aculeatus aculeatus (three-spined stickleback) is the source of this 2003-nucleotide messenger RNA. RefSeq names its product solute carrier family 35 member B1 (gene slc35b1). Lineage: Eukaryota; Metazoa; Chordata; Actinopteri; Perciformes; Gasterosteidae. Gene Ontology annotation, molecular function: UDP-glucose transmembrane transporter activity; UDP-galactose transmembrane transporter activity. The record is from RefSeq and is a predicted model, not a curated record. Gene Ontology annotation, cellular component: endoplasmic reticulum membrane; Golgi membrane. Gene Ontology annotation, biological process: UDP-galactose transmembrane transport.
CCAAUUUCCCGACGCGGCCGCUUUUUACCUUUUCCCCUUUAUUACAGGCUGUCAUUUCUCAAUGAAAACACAAGCUUCGCUCUGCACACACAUUCGUUACGGGAAGCCCGGCGGCAAUGGGAUACUGCUUUUUUCUUUCUUUUUUCAUUUCGAAUUAAUUAAAAUACAUCAAUGACACGAAAUCGGACUGCAGCUGUGGACAAUUCAAGGUGCCGUUAGCGAGCAGUUGAUGUGCACAACAAGAAGAUUGACGCUAGUCGGCACGAGCGCUGACGUCACCGACCACAGAAACAACAACUAACCCGCAAACUCGAGCAUCUUUCCCCCGGGGCUCGUCAUUGCGGGUAUAGUGGAGCGGGACGUCGGUGUGCGGGGCGCGGGGAGCGGAUCGGUGUCGGUUAACAUACCCGGGCGGGGGGAGGACAGCAUGGCUGCUGCGAGGGGAGCCGGGCGGUCCGCCUCGAUAUGGGACAAUAUGCGGGUCCGGUUCGUCGUCUGCUUCCUCGGAGUCUUCGUGUGUUACUUUUACUACGGUAUCCUGCAAGAGACCAUCACUCGAGGGGAUUACGGUCAGGGAGACCGAAAGGAGAAGUUUAGGUUUGCCCGGACGUUGGUCUUCAUCCAGUGCAUUGUCAGUGCUGUGUUUGCUAAGAUCUUGAUUGUAUUUUUUGAGGGCUCCAAGCCGGAUCACACCAAGAGCUGGCUCUAUGGGCUGUGCUCCCUCUCUUAUCUCGGAGCCAUGGUGUCCAGUAACUCGGCCCUUCAGUAUAUCAACUACCCCACACAGGUGUUGGGUAAAUCCUGCAAGCCCAUACCAGUGAUGAUCCUCGGUGUGACUAUACUGAGGAAGAAGUACCCGCUGGCUAAGUAUCUGUGUGUGCUGCUUAUUGUGAGCGGUGUAGCGCUGUUCCUCUAUAAACCCAACAAGAGCUCAGCUGUUGCAGAUGACCAUGUUUUUGGGUUUGGAGAGAUUCUGUUGCUAGUCUCUCUGACAUUGGACGGGUUGACCGGUGUGGCUCAGGACCACAUGAGGGCUCGCUUCCAGACCAGUGCCAACCACAUGAUGCUGAACAUCAACUUGUGGUCCACUCUGGUGCUGGGGCUCGCGGUUUUGUCGACAGGGGAAAUAUGGGAGUUCCUAAGUUUCACCGAACGGCACCCCAGUAUCAUCUACAAUAUCGUUCUGUUCGGACUGACCAGUGCUCUCGGACAGACCUUCAUCUUCAUGACGGUGGUGUACUUUGGACCUCUGACUUGCUCCAUCGUCACCACCACAAGGAAGUUCUUCACCAUCCUCGGCUCAGUUAUCCUCUUUGGCAACGUCAUGAGUACGAUGCAGUGGUUUGGAACCAUCCUCGUGUUCCUCGGUCUCGGAUUUGAUGCUAAAUUUGGCAAAACCCCCAAAAAGACAACAAACUAAAACUUCUGGAGCACACAAGAGACAAAAACAUUUCAAAUGAAAACACUCUCCAGCGAGUAUCUUAUUUUCAUAAGACGUCCGUUAUGAAUUCUUAGUACGAACAGAUAUUUAACUUAAUUGUAUUUAAAAGAGUCCGGCCUCUGCUAUAUACUGUUUAUGUACUGAAAAGACGUUUUACUUGGGAUCAAAUCCUGAAUGUACUAUGACAAGCAUUGCAUUUUUUAAACCACACUUUUGUGGAGUAUUUGGACUGGUUGGAAGACAUUGGGGGAUAAUACUGUAUUUAGACAAAUCUUUUACGUUUCUGAAACCAGCUCAUCUCCCUUGGAUGGAUGUUGAAACCAAACAAGGCGUAUAACUAAGAACUAUCCAUCAAGUCAUGCUUGGUUUACAAUGUGUUGCUUCAAUAAGUGUAAUCAUUACAUAUGUAGUUUAUUUCUUGGCAAACAAUCAAGCAUGUAGCUUUUCAUUCAUAAAACAUGGUUGUAACUUGUGUUAUAUCAAAUGUUACUAUCAAAGUGUUUUUACUCUUUAUUUUCUACAAAAUGAAAAUAACUUACCAUUAAAGGGAAAUUGUGAUAUU